Molecule: messenger RNA, 847 nt
Organism: Salvia hispanica
Lineage: Eukaryota; Viridiplantae; Streptophyta; Magnoliopsida; Lamiales; Lamiaceae
Gene: SCI1
Product: splicing regulatory glutamine/lysine-rich-like protein
Source: RefSeq, a predicted model, not a curated record
UUAUUUUAUUUUAUUUUAUUUUUUAUUCUCCAGAAGAUGGGAUUUGCAGUAUUACAUUAGGUCUGAUUCAAUUUGAGAGGGAAAUCAAUCAAUCUCCAGCGAUGGGUAAAUCCAAAGAUGACAAUCACAAGCUCAAGAGAUCGUCUUCCUCUCCGCGAGAUGAAUCGAGAAGCAAAAGGCGUAGAAGUAAGGACGAUGAUAAGGAACACAAGUCUAGUAAGAAGCAUAAAUCUCAUACUUCCUCCAAGCACCAUUCUCGUAAAGAACAGAAAUCUAGUGGGAAGCGCAAGCAUAAAGGCCACAAGCAUGAUAAACUUCCAAAGCUGGAUAUCCAAGAAUUGACUGAUGAUGAUUACUUCUCCAAGAACAACGAGUUCUCAACAUGGCUAAAAGAAGAGAAGAGAAAGUUCUUCGCGGAUCUGUCUUCGGAAGCUGCACGGAGUCUGUUUAAGGAGUUUGUGGCAGAAUGGAACAGCCAGGAACUCGAACCCCAUUACUACGAUGGAAUUGCAACGGCACCACGGACAUCACAUAAGUGGAACAUCAAAAAGUAACGUAGUAAUAUAAAUUUAGUGUUUGUGACUGAACUCUCGUCAUGUUAAGCUAGCUCCUGACAUGUUUGAUGAUAAGCUAUAUAUCUUCCAACAAUCACAAGUCAUGUACAGUCUUGCACUUGCAUUUUCGAGCAUGCGAUGUUGCCUCUUGCACUUGCAUUUUCGAGCAUGCGAUGCCUACAAAAGUGCUCAGUGCGGCUUCAAUGUAUGUUAUGUUGUGGUUCUUGUUCUUUUAUGGGGACUGUAUUUGUUGCAUUUUUGAAUUAGUGAAGGACAAAGGUGCGCAUUUGUAA